AUGGCUCGAUUUCUACAAGGAGUGAGAAGCAAAAGGAUUCUUAGCGAACUUCAACAAGAUAAUUUGGUAACAAACCUAAGACAUUCUACUGCUGAGGAAAAUGAACAGAUAUUUGGACAUCAACACGAAAUGUCUGAAGAUAACAUCAACACGCCUUUUUCUGGCAAUUGCUGUAGUCCUGAACAAAGCGAUCUCAACCCUAAUGCCAACCCAAAGGAAGCUAUCAACGCCAACAUCAAUGUUUUAAGUCCACCAGAAAUCUGUAGCUUUGAACCCACAGAAAUCUUUGACAAUAAUGAUUACGAAUCUACUUCUUUAUAUUCAAGCACUCGUCGUCGUCUCGUAGUAAGAUCGAAUCUACAUGAGAUGAUGUUUACCAAAUUCCUGAAGAUAGAAAUUUUGCUGAAGUAUAGUCGAAAACGUCGUCACAAUGCUGACCCAAAAUCUUGGAAAAGGAACAAGGCUUUUUUGAAGCCAAUGCGAGGUGAAGAGUAUCUAGGAUAUUCUAAACCAAAAGAUAGGAAGUUCCAACAAGAUACUGUAAGACAAGCAAGACGGCUAAUACCAACUUGCGUCUCCAAUUUUUGUAAGAAGAGUAAGAAAAACAGAGCUAGACAAGAAAAAGAAGAGGACAAGAAAAAAGCAGCUGCUGGAGAAUUUAUAUAUGGAUUUAGAGGCUGUGAAGUAACCAAGCACUGCAGUUGUUAUUGGUUCGACGAAACUUCUGCUGAUUUAACGUCUAGCACUUUUGCGAUGUUUUUAAUUGAUUAUUUAGAAAGACAUUGUAUUCCACAUCAGUUACCAAUUGUUAUUUACUCCGACGGGUGCACAUACCAGAAUCGUAAUUGUGUGCUGGCAAAUGAACUGCUCCUUUUGAGCAAGAAACAUAACGUAAUCAUAACGCAAAAAUUUUUAGAACCAGGUCACACUCAGAUGAAGUGUGACUCGGUUCACAGUACUAUUGAGCGAAAACUCAAAAAUCGGGAAAUACAUUUGCCUAGUGAUUAUGUCACGAUUACUAAAGAGGCACGAAGAACUAACCCUUAUGAAUCAAUUAAUGUAGAUCAUGAAUUUGUUAAAGAUUAUGCCCGACCUGAAAAUAUGCUUUAUAAAAGUAUUCGACCAGGCCGCAAAGCUGGCGAUCCACAGGAUACGCAGGCCGCAGCCGCAGCCCUAACAUCCUUAGGCCACGUGUACACCGCCAUUGGAGACUAUCCCAACGCCUUGGCCAGUCAUAAGCAAUGCGUUCAACUAGUCAAACAGAUGGGAGAUCGUCUACAAGAAGCACGAGAAAUAGGAAAUGUUGGCGCUGUUUAUCUGGCGAUGGGAGAAUUUGACUCCGCUGUGGACUGUCACACGCAACAUCUACGACUUGCAAGGCGUCUUGGCGAUCAGGUAGAAGAAGCAAGAGCCUAUUCGAAUCUAGGCUCGUCAUACCACUACAGGCGAAACUUCUCUCAAGCGAUCGCCUAUCAUGAAAACGUAUUGAGAAUAGCACAGAACCUAGGUGAUCGAGCCAUUGAGGCUAGAGCCUACGCUGGUUUGGGUCACGCAGCAAGAUGUGCUGGUGAUUACGCUCAAGCUAAGAAAUGGCAUGAAAGACAAUUGGACGUUGCCUUGGCGGCAAGAGAUAAGGUAGGUGAAGGCAGGGCUUGCUCUAAUUUGGGCAUCGUAUAUCAACUGCUCGGGGAACAUGACGCCGCAUUAAAACUACACCAGGCACAUUUAUCAAUUGCGAGACAACUGCAGGACAAGGCAGGAAUGGGUCGAGCAUAUGGGAACAUAGGCAAUGCAUACUCAGCGGCGGGCUUCUAUGAGCAAGCUAUAAAGUACCAUAAACAAGAGCUAACCAUAUCGAAGGAGGUCCAUGACAGAAGUUCGGAAGCAUCCACUCACGGGAAUUUAGCGGUGGCAUAUCAAGCGUUAGGCGCUCACGAUAUGGCGCUAUUUCAUUACCGAGCACAUUUAGGUAUUGCUCGCGAGUUGAAAGAUGCAGCGGGUGAAGCUUGUGCUCUUUUAAAUCUCGGUAACUGCUUAUCCUCUCGAGGAGAAUUCGCGCAGGCGGUGCCGUACUAUGAGCAGCAUCUCAUGCUUUCACAAGAACUGGGUGACGUCACUGCUGAGGCGAAAGCAUGUCAUUUUCUGGGCUACGCGCACUAUUGUCUAGGAAAUUACAGAGAGGCUGUAAGAUACUACGACCAAGACCUUUCACUUGCUAAAGACCUCCAAGACAAAAUGAACAUGGGCAGAGCAUACUGCAACCUCGGCCUGGCUCACUUAGCCCUCGGCAACUUGGAGACAGCACUAGAAUGUCAGAAAUAUUUCCUGGCUAUAGCCCACAUGACUCAGCAUCUUCAAGGAAAAUUUAGAGCUUUGGGUAACAUUGGCGAUGUGUUGAUCAAGAUGGGUGACGUGGAAGAAGCCGUGAAGAUGUACCAACGACAGCUUAGGUUUGCUAGAGAGGCUCGUGAUCGCUCGUUGGAAGCAGCUGCAUGUGGGGCGUUAGGACUCGCGCGGCGUCUACAGAGAAGACUUGACGCGGCCUUAGGACAUCAUACACAAGAACUAACAUUGCGUCAAGAAGCAGGCGACGCGGCCGGUGAGGCAAGAGCUCACUCGCAUCUCGGAGCUGUCCAUAUGGCGCUUGGUCACUACUCACAUGCUGCGAGAUGUUAUAGAGAGCAACUGGAGAGAGCUCAAGAACUUCAAGACUGUGCUCUGGAGGCGCAGGCUUAUGGAAACCUGGGCAUUGCGAAACUAAAUAUGGGACAUUAUGAAGAUGCAAUAGGAUAUUUAGAGCAGCAACUGGCAAUACUCGAGCGAGUGAACACACCAACAUGUCAAUUAGACAAAGCGCGUGCUCUGGGUUCUCUUGGCGAUUGCUACGAUGCCCUCGGCGACCCCGACGAGGCCAUCAAGUACCACGAACAACACUUAGCAGCUGCGCUCAAGCUAGACAACGCCAGAGAACAGGAGAGAGCUUAUCGUGGACUAGGACUUAGUCACAAAUCAGUCGGAAAUCUUCAACAAGCUUUAGUAUGUCUCGAAAAGCGCCUAGUGGUAUCCCAUGAGCUGGGCAUACCUGAAGCGAAAGCACAGGCGUACGGAGAACUUGGUGCACUCCACAUCGCACUCAACAAUUUAGAGCAAGCUGUAUCUUGUCUGGAGCAUCAGAAAAAUAUUGCUAAGGAGCUGAAUAACCAAAUAAUGGAGGCGGAGGCGUGGCACUCGCUGGGCGUCGCGCAGCAGGCGUUGGGCGAGCACGCGGCCGCCGUGCGCCACCACCGCGCCGAACUCGAGCUCGCGCAUCGCCUUGGCCUCACGCACCUGCAGGCACGCGCUUGUGGCGGUCUGGGCACGGCGCAUGCGUCGAUGGGCGCGCACGCCGAGGCAGCGCGCUGGCACGAGUCUAGAUUAAGACACGCAACCGCAUCCGGAGACACCAGAGGUCGCGCCAACGCUUUAGCCGACUUAGGAAGGUCCCAUUUGGCAAUGGGUGCCUGUGGUAGUGCAGUGUCUUAUCUAAGACAGGCAUUAGCAGCUACAGAAGGACUGUCUGAUGCUGAUGAAGAGGCGAAAGUCCGUCAUCGCCUCGGUUUCGCGCUUUGGGCUUCUGGAGAGCUAGAGGAAGCUAAGGAACAGCUACAAGCUGCUCUCACCGUGCUGGAGUCUGGACAAGAUAAACAGCGCGAUAGAAAGGUGGCAGCGCUCUACACUUCCACGCAACACGCUCUGCAGCGAGUACUUGUUGAAUUGGGUCGUCAUCCCGAAGCCUUGGUGAUAGCGGAGCGUGGUCGAUGCCGCUCCCUGGUCAUAAUGAUGGACAAGCAGCCUGGUACUUUAAACCAGGCUAAUCUGGAACUUCACACAGCACAAAGAAAUCUGACUGAAGAUGGUAAUAAAGAAAGAUUGGAAUUGUGGAGUCCUUCUAACGUGGAGCAAAUUCUAGAAGUUGUGAACAAACAGAAAGCACCCGUACUGUACUACAGCUUGGCCGCUGGGAAAUUAUACGCUUGGCUGCUGCAGCCGCAUAAGGGUAUACUGCGAUUUCACCAAAUGUCCCUUCAUGAUCAGAAUGAGGACAGUGAUAAUAGUCUACCGGAUAUUAGCCCUGAUGAUCUAGAAGCAAGUGCAGGUUCAUUGGGCAAGCUUGAGCGUUACAUUAGCGAGUGGUCUGUGUGGUUGAAAACCGCAGAGGGCAGGAACGAAGAGGACCAAUGGGAUCCCGAUGAAAGACCCAAUGCAGCACUCGCUAGAAUGGUGUCACGCAAUCACCUUCUGAACUCGUCCAAUUACUCACUCAGCUCGCUGUUCAGCGUGGGUUCGGUCGGCGGGUCAGUAGCUGGCUCGGUCGCCAGUUUACAGGGAUCUACAAGGUCCAGUGCACAUGGUCCCCGAAAAAAACAACCAGCGUGGCAAGGACCACCAUGUCUUAGCAUGCUCUACCAAAUGCUCAUUGCGCCCUUUGAAGACCUGCUGCCCGCCUCCUGCAAUAAUAAUCAUGCGUCACACGGUCGUCGCGGUUGCGGUGGGCGGCGUGAGCUUGUGGUGGGAGUGGAGGGUGCGCUGUACGCGUGCCCGUGGGGCGCGCUGCGAGCCAACGCUGAUGCAGAGCCGCUGUGCGAGCGGUACGCGCUUAUGGCCGCGCCCGCGCUGCGCCCACUGCGGCACCCAAGACACACGCGAGCGCGCGUCGACCGCGAACACGGUUCAUCAUCAGCCAAUGCAGCGGAAACAGGUAUGCGUUGCUUGGUUGUGGGCGGGCCACGUGUAGGCGGCACACGCUGGGCCAGUGUGCACGCCCAGCUCAAGGAAGCAGAGCUCGUUGCCGACAUGCUGCGAGUCACACCGCUUACAGACUAUCAAGCAUCUAAGGAAGCUGUUCUGGCACAGUUGCCUCAAGCAGAAUGCGUACACUUCGCCACUCAUGUUUGCUGGAAAACACCGGGCAUCGUCCUAAGUCCAGGAGAGGUUGUUGAUUCACAGGCAAAACGUCUUCUGAAUACAAGCGUAGGCAGCGGUGCUGCUGAUACCUCAACCGAAAAUGAGGAAGAAAACUCUGAACUACCGCAAAGUAACGAAGAACUGCCUCCUACUUCGGAGUUUAUGCUGACUGCUUCCGAAAUUAUGAAUAUGAAAAUAACAGCCCGAUUGGUGGUAAUAUCGUGCGCCCCAUCGAGCGCGGCUUUGAGCGAGCAAGCGGAGGGUGAGGGAGCGGAGGUGACGGCGGCGAGCGGCGGGGUGUCGCGCCUGUGCCGCGCGCUGCUGGCGGCCGGCGCGCACGCCGUGCUGCUCGCGCUGUGGCCGGCGCCGCAGGACACCGCCACGAAGAUCCUGUACCGCGCACUCUACUCCGCGCUGCUGCAGGGCAGCCGUGUUGCCAAAGCUCUGGGCGACGCGAUGCAGACGGUGCGGCACACAAAGCACUUCGCACACCCGGCGCACUGGGCGGGACUCGCGCUGCUGGGCGCCAACGUGCGACUCAGCAACAAGGUCGCGCUAAUGGGUCAGGCGCUUUGUGAGCUUCUCGCCGCGCCUGACAAAUGCCGGGAUGCAUUACGAGUCUGCCUGCACUUGGUAGAGAAAUCUCUACAGAGAAUCGUGAGAGGGCAGAAAAACGCCAUGUAUACAACACAAAAGAGCAUCGAAAAUAAGGCUGGACCUGCAACCGGGUGGAGAGAACUUUUGAUGAGUGUUGGUUUCAGAUUUGAACCAGCGGCAAAUGGCAUACCAUCGAGCGUGUUUUUCCCUCAAAGUGAUCCCGAAGAAAGAUUGACCCAAUGCUCAGCCAGCUUACAAGCUCUACUGGGAUUAACUCCGACGACACUUCAAGCACUUUCGAAACUAAUAUCUAACGGAGAUGUGGCUGAUGAAAUUAUUGGUGUGAUCCGAUCUGUCAUAUCGCAGUUUUCUGUCAAAAACUCUGAAAGCGACACCAUUGAAGUAGCAGUGAACGUGCGGCUUUGGCGUGUAAACGGCUGCCAUGAACUGCUGGCAUCAUUAGGCUUCGAUCUGGCUGAAGUUGGGCAAGAUGAAGUAACUCUGCGUACUGGAAAGACGGCAAACAGACGACAUAUACAAUUCGUGUUGCAAGCUUUGCUCGCUCUCUUUGAUACCCAAGAAGCUCCUCGCAGUCUUAGCUUAGAAUCAAGUUCAAGUGUGGAAUCCCUGGCGUCUAUAGACGAUGGUGAUUUAGAACCUCACUCUGAUGGUGAAUCCCCACCAAGAGAACAUAGACAAGAGAGCGUUUCUUCGGUUCCACCCCCUCCACUACCCUUGGGAUCUUGUGGCGGAGCAUUCACUAUGUAUGUAAGAGGAACUACAUCCAAUACUGAAGUUGGCCGUGGUGAACCUGAUGGUAGAACUGCUCCUCCACCCGCACCACCGCCUCCAAGAUACCGUGGUGAAAGUGACGCAGCUUUUACACCAUCACCACCCGCAGCCCCGCCAUCAACAUCAACUGCACCACAAAGAGAUGUAUCACUAGCGUUAGCGCAUCAAACGAAGAUCAGAACACUUUACACAAGGAGACCCCCUUCAACUGAUGAUUCAGACUGGGAAAGCUCUGGCCACGAUACUGUCUUAAGAAGACGUCCCGAGCACUCUCACACUAGAUAUUUAGAUGCUUUCUACGAUCUAGCAUCUGCACAACCCAGAAGAACUGAAGAAGAAAAAACCGAUCAAGCCAUGAACCAACCUUCAACUUCGAAGAGAGUUGCUCGACCAAAGAUGGGUACAAGCAGUAGAGACUCCAUGGCGCAAGUUCGACACAUGAGUGGAGAACUUACUCCCACAAUUUCAGAGGUUUACCAUGAAAGAAAUAUUGGUUUAGGUCUUGCCCCACCUUUAGCUGAAUUAUUGCUAGCGGAAGAAUCCAAAAGUGAAAUGAGGGCUGCCAGUUCAAGUGAAAAUCUACUAUUACAAAAUCUAGAGAAACUUGGGCUUUUAGGUGACACAAGCGAAAAUGAAGAAAGAUGGUGCGGUAAUAAUACAUCAAGACCUUGGCUCUCAGCUCCACCCUUGGAAACUGAUGUUCAAGGCUCGGAUCUAACAACUGCAGAAAUAAUUGAGCGUCAAGCAAAGUUCAAAAAGGAUGUGGAGCCCAAGCGUAAGGAAGAGAACGCUUACGAGUUGAAACCUAAAGAAGAGGCUCCAGGGCCAAGUGGCUUAGAAAAAAGGUCUGUGUCUCCAUUUUCCGAGCUUUCGCGUAGAGAUGAAGGCGAUGGAAGAAGCAUAGCUGAUUCACAUUCGUCAUAUAAAGCGCUAGUGCUAAAUCCACGAACACCGUAUUUGCCUGAAGAGGGAGAGGGUGGAAUUAUUACAGCUACUGAGGGAGGAAAAACACAUCCAAGGCCUCGUCGGCCAGGACUACCACGGACGAGAACAGCAUAUACUACACUUGACUUUCCACCCAAUAAAUGA
Messenger RNA from Parnassius apollo (apollo), 7422 nucleotides. Lineage: Eukaryota; Metazoa; Arthropoda; Insecta; Lepidoptera; Papilionidae. The record is from the annotation of a GenBank genome assembly.